GAGAAACAGAUAUUAAAUCAAUAAUGGCUGGACAUCAUAAAUCAAAUAAAAUUGGAUAUUGUAAUAGUUUCAAAUGUUUUCGUCGACCUAUUGUACCAUUUUUAGUAUCAAAAACACAAAAUGUAAACAUUCCUAUACGAUUUAAUCAUGAUAUUCUAAAUAAUAUAUUAACAAAUGCACAAAAGCAAUGUUAUGCUUUUUCAUCUAAGUCAGAAGCUUUUAAAAAUGUAGGAACACAAACAGAUUAUCGAGAUAGUGAAGCGCAAACUAUUCCUUGGGAACCAUCAUACAGAAUUAAAUUAGGACAUAAUCCUGAAGUAUUAACAAUAGUACAUUUAACUUGGAAUCAUGGAUUACAAAUUGGAAAUCAUGAAUUAGAAAUUAUUAAUAGAAUAAGAAAAAAAAAAGCAUGGGAGGCAAUUCUGCCUUCUAUGGAUACACCGGCUAAUAUAAGAAAAAGAACAGCUAUAAUAAAUGCAUUAGAAGUAGAUGAAUGGGCAUUUAGAGAAUCGGAAAUUCAAGCAAUAAUGGAUUACAGACUUGAAUUAAUGAAUGAAAUAUCUAAAUCAUAUGAAUAUGAAAAACAAAAAAAAAUUCAAGAUCGUUUAGAUAGAUUGACAAAUCUUUUAUCUCUGCGUAGAGAUAAAGUAAAUUCAAUUAAACAUAAGCUUAGAAGAGAAUUAAGAAAAUUAUAUAAAAGAUAUCAAGAAAAAUCACAACCUCUCAAACAUGAUAUUAUUGAAGAACAUGCAAAUCCAUCUUCUGAAUUAUAUGCACCAAAAAUGCGUUAUGGUGAACAUCCUCAAAGAAGACAUGAAAUAAUAGAAAAAGAAUUAUUAGGAGAAAGUUUCAUUGAAAAUGUAACUGAAAUAAAUACUUUGCCAAAAUGGCUUCCAACAUAUGAACAACUAAGUGCAAUAGAACCUAAACCUAAGUCAGAUGAUUUAUGUAUUAGAGCAACAAGAUGGACAAAAGAAAAAUUAAUUCAGUUACAUUCUGAUUUAAAAGCAAUAAGACUAAAUACUAUAUAUGUGACAAUAGAUGUACCAAUAUUAUUAAAGCGCAAGUAUAAAAUGCCAUCUUUACCUCCUACACCAUAUAAAACAACUAUAGAAGAUAUAGCAAAUACACGUCUGCAUCAAUUGUCUAUACUUAUUCAAAAAAUAGUUAGAGGAAGAGCUAUUCAGUGCAUGAUGUUUGAAGGUCGCAAUAGAUGUAGGGAAUUAAUUGAAGAAUUACAAUCAUCUUAUGGAUUAGAAGAAUAUAGUAAAAAACAAAAUCAAAAAGAAAAACAGCGUACAUUAGAGUUACAAGAAUUACAAAACAAAAAAUCUUUGCAAGAUGAUCGUUUAUGUGAAAUCUUAAAUUCUUUAGAAGGAAUGACUAUAUCAGGAAUGCUAGAUUUUCUUACUAAAGAACUAAUAAGAUUAGAAGAUGAACGUCAAAUACAUGCUUUUGCAUUAUUAGCUGAAAGAAAAAGAGCUAUCAGAGAAGCAGCAGAAGCUGGAAAACGUCAGUUAGAAUAUAAUCGUCGCAGAGAAUUUGACGAAAUAUUUAAACAAAUUAUAAAAAUUAAUCAAGAUUCUGUAGAAACUUAUUUAGAAGAUAUAAUAAAAGAAGGCAUUGAAUGGAUAUCCGAUGAAGCAACUAAAGCAUAUAUUUCAAAAUUGUGUGAUACAAUAGAUAAUAUAUCAAAAGUUGCACGUGACAAUGAAACAAAAUUAGCAGAAGAAGAAAUGAUAGCUAAUAUGAUUUACAAUUUCGUAUUACCAGAAAUAGAAAAAACUACUUUACGAAAAAAUAUAAAAGAAAAGCAACAAGUUUAUUUGCAAAAUGCUCAUGCUGUAAUCUAUAAUAAAAUAUUGAACUUAUCAUCUGUUGAAGAUAAAAAUUAAUUGAAAAAAAA
Molecule: messenger RNA, 1906 nt
Organism: Apis florea (little honeybee)
Lineage: Eukaryota; Metazoa; Arthropoda; Insecta; Hymenoptera; Apidae
Product: cilia- and flagella-associated protein 91
Source: RefSeq, a predicted model, not a curated record